Messenger RNA from Xylaria bambusicola, 1929 nucleotides. RefSeq lists its product as uncharacterized. The record is from RefSeq and is a predicted model, not a curated record. The transcript has 3 exons. Bases 106 to 1674 code for a protein of 522 amino acids. NCBI's taxonomy places the organism in Eukaryota, Fungi, Ascomycota, Sordariomycetes, Xylariales, Xylariaceae.
AUUCUUGCUCGGACUUAAUGCCCUUCUUCAGUCCCGGGGAACAUUAAGAACAAUGAAUACCUCGUUCACUUGCUCCUCUAACCAUAUCUCACCAUCCUCUCAGUCAUGUCUUCUCACGGCAUCCCAGAGGUGUUGAUGAAAAAGGUGGACGAAUACGUCGACUCCCUUACCCCGCAAAUUCAACCCCGCAUUGCUUCAGAGCUGGACAUUUUCCAGCAGAAGACCAUCGACUCGUUGGAGACACAGGUCAUCGACGCGUUCCGUGAUCUCUUUGGUCGCCAUGACGCCAGCAACCCCGGAGUCGCAAGGUCGCUAGAUGCCGCAGUCCCAGAUACCUAUGGCGGUCAAUCAUUGCCUUUCGCUACCGAGAUCGCGAAUCUCACAGGCAGCUUCGGGAAGAUUGUCGACGAGGCAGGCGACGACGUGCGCGACAUCUUUGGUCUUACCGAAACCCAGCCCAACGCCGGCGGCACACGGUCGUUUGCAGAGGGAAGCCCUGACCCCUCCCAGUUGGCCCGCGGCUUCUUCUCCGCUGCUGUCCAAGCUGUUCAAGAUCACUUAGAUAACGACAACAACGGCGGUUUGAGGCCAGGCGGGCAGAAACUUGAACUUGACGGGCUUCUUGGCAUGUUCACCAACAAUGUCAAGGACAUAGUACGGAGUCCCGAAGACACGGCACGUCGCAUCAGCCCUGAAAUCAAGGAAAGGGUCGGCGUGAAGCUGCGCGAGCAUCACGGGCCCAUCGCUGAGCAGUUCACUCGCAUUGCCUUGGACCAUAUCAAGCGCUGGCUACGCGGCAACACGAGCGCACGCGAUCUCGGCGAUGGCGCCAGGGGUGAGAUUGAAGAACACGUGAAGGGGUUUGUGAAAGGAAUCGGAGACCUCUUUGGCAACAAGAGGGGAGACAGCGAGGGCUCUUCGAGGGGCUUUGGCGACCGCGACAGCAGUGCUAAUGAAGAUGGCAAUGGUGGUGGCUUCUCCAAGGUCAUCAGUGAGAAGUUGAGUACAGGUCUUGCUAGAGUCCAUAGGGACGUCCGUCUUGAAUUCCGCAAAGUGCUGGGUGGCAUUGAGAAGCAGCUGUUCGAGCUACUUCCGGACGAGUUGCAGGGGUCCUUGGAGAAGAUCCUUGGCGGCAAUCCCUUCGACUCGCAACUCCAACGUGACGCCGGAUUUCAGCAAGACCGCGGUUUUGGAGACAACAUUAAGACGAAACUAGUUGAAAAGAUUCGAGGUCUCGUAUUGAAGGUACAGAGAAUGCUUCGGGAAAGUAUUCUCAGUAUUGUAAAUGGAGGACACCGCAAGUUGGAGCGCCAGAGUUGGGUCUUUGUGCAGAACAUAGUCGAGGAGAAAGUUCAGAGAUACUUGCCCAAGGUGAAGAUUACCGUUCCGGACGACAUUGGAAAUGAAGGAGUGAGCAUAGGACCGCCGAAUCCCAGCGCCCGCCUGGAGGAGAGCCACCAGCCGAACCCUUCUUCACAAUAUGGAUACCAGCAAGGUAAUUCGGCUGAUUACUAUCAGAAUCAGCACCAGUCCCAACCCGAACAUCAACCCAGUCAUUAUCCACCACCUCACCAGGGUAAUUAUGGGGUUGAUCAGCAUUACGACCCCCAAGGUUAUCAGCAGAACCAUAAUUAUCAAGGUAGCCAGUGGCAUAGCCAAAACCCACCAUACUAGAGCCUGUAAAUCGUGUGCAUCUAGACAUGCUGUCAAGAUAGAUACCACAGAAUAUAAACAUGCCAUCCCGUAGUCAGUGAAAUGAAGGAACUGUCAUACCUUCCCUACGUUUUUUGGAGUGGAUCUACAUAUACCUACCUUACUUCUACAACGGUACGUAAAUAAUUCAGAUGGACGGCCUCCAUACGCAAUAUCUUGGCAUCCGCAUGGAUUGAACCAGAACCAACAACCCGUAUUAUUACCCGUGACACACUA